UGCGCAUACUUCACAUGGUCGAGUAUUUAUUUUAACCCAAAUGCUGUAUGGAAACAUGCUGCUAAGAAGGAACACAGUUUAACGCAACUGUGGCCAGUUUAUUUUAGUUAAUUUAUAGGACGAAAUUUACUUUAGCAGCAGGCAGAAUGGCAAACGACAAUUCAACAAAACUUUCGAAAAAUCUCCUGCGAAUGAAGUUCAUGCAGAGAGGUCUGGACGCGGAUGCGAGGAAACAGUUGGAUGAAGAGGAGAAGAGGAUCAUUAGUGAUGAACAUUGGUUCCUGGAUCUGCCCGAGCUUAAAGCCAAAGAAAACUACAUCAUCGAGGAGAGAAGUUAUGUUCCCUGUGAGGAUUUAGUUUAUGGCAGAAUGUCAUUCAAAGGCUUUAAUCCUGAAGUUGAGCGAUUGAUGGUUCUGAUGAACACACCCAGAGAUGAAGAUGUGGACAUUGUUGAUGAUGGAGGUAUAAACAAAAUGGCCACAGAUAUAACAGAUGAAGAGAUGGCUAGAAGAUAUGAAAGUCUGGUUGGGAGCAUGAGGAACAAGUUCACCAAGAAACGAGAUCGCUCGGCAAUAAUGGAGAAAGAAGAGGACGUCAACUCUAACGUUGUUGCUUGUAAACCAAAAAGAGCAUUCCUAAAGCCCCAGGACUGAAAUAUUUCACACACACAGUGGAGUGGGGUUUACUUUAAAUAAUUUAUUUUAACUUUUUUUUAGACAUUUUCUUUAAAUAUGUUUAGUGUGAAAUACAGCAGCGACGUUAAAAGACAGUGUUUUUUUUUUAAUGAAAAAUGACAUUAUAGGACAUCCCAAAAAAUGUUGACAGCCCAUGAAUUAAAUAUACCAUUUGGAGAAAAAAGAAAUCUUGACCUGGGUAUAAAAACCUGUUCUUUCAAGCAUAUUUACAUAUUCACACUUGUAUAAUUUAGACAAAAAGUAACAAUUGUCAUUUACUCCUUAACGUUUAAAACUAUUGAAAUUGAACUGAAAUAGCUUUCAUUGAAAAUCUUUUACUCUGCCAAAUGUGCUAUUGGUACUUAUUGUACCUUGUUGUGAUGUAUAAAGUUAGAUUUGUGACCCAUGGCACAUCUGUAAGUCCUCGUAUGGCACUGUCUUGUACACUACCUUUUUUGGGGGUCAGGAUUUGUUGAACCUGUCUCCUUAAAGAGGAAUGAAAUGAGGUGUGCGUUUAUUGAAAAAUAGUCCCAUGUAACAUUUCUCAACCAAUCAGAAUAAAACAUUUAACAGUC
Messenger RNA from Misgurnus anguillicaudatus (oriental weatherfish), 1249 nucleotides. RefSeq names its product M-phase phosphoprotein 6 (gene mphosph6). Gene Ontology annotation, biological process: maturation of 5.8S rRNA. Lineage: Eukaryota; Metazoa; Chordata; Actinopteri; Cypriniformes; Cobitidae. The record is from RefSeq and is a predicted model, not a curated record.